AUCUUAUUUGUAAGCCCACCGGGCCUAUAAUCUGAGCCCACAAGGAUAAUCAUCUUGUAACAAACAAGUCAUUAGUCAACAACAAACCACUUCAACAGCUUUUCGAUCUUUUCUUGUUAUCUGAAAACAAUCGAAAGAAGAAAGCUCAAAAAAGCCAUCGCAAAGAUGAUGCACAUGACCUUCUACUGGGGCAUCAAAGCCACAAUCCUCUUCGAUUUCUGGAAAACCGAUUCAUGGCUCAGCUACAUCCUCACCUUGCUCGCCUGCUUCGUCUUCGCCGCCUUCUACCAGUACCUCGAGAACCGCCGCCUCCAAUUCAAAUCCCUUUCGUCCGCCCGCCAUCCUCCUCCGCCGCGAACCGGCGUCUCCGCCCCUCUUAUCCCCAAAUCGAGCACCAGAUCCGCCGCCAAAGCUGCCUCGGUGCUGCUCUUCGGCGUCAACGCCGCGAUCGGGUACUUGCUGAUGCUCGCGGCCAUGUCCUUCAACGGAGGCGUUUUUAUCGCGAUCGUCGUCGGUUUGACCGUCGGGUACCUCGUUUUCAGAUCUGACGACGACGGUGGUAACGCGGCGGCGGAGAAUCCGUGCGCUUGUGCUUGAUUUAUUACAACCAAUAAUGGAAACUUUCUAAAACUGAAUCGUUGGAAGUUGCAAGUUUUAAGUCCGAUGAUUAUAUGUAAACAUUGUUGUCUGUUUGUAAUAAUUUGAGAUAGCCAAGUCUCUCUACUC
Molecule: messenger RNA, 726 nt
Organism: Raphanus sativus (radish)
Lineage: Eukaryota; Viridiplantae; Streptophyta; Magnoliopsida; Brassicales; Brassicaceae
Product: copper transporter 5
Exons: 1
Coding region: 166-597 (143 amino acids)
Biological process (GO): intracellular copper ion homeostasis; copper ion transmembrane transport
Cellular component (GO): plasma membrane
Molecular function (GO): copper ion transmembrane transporter activity
Source: RefSeq, a predicted model, not a curated record